Argentina anserina (silverweed cinquefoil) is the source of this 1990-nucleotide messenger RNA. Its product is annotated as SWI/SNF complex subunit SWI3B. Gene Ontology annotation, molecular function: protein binding. The transcript has 2 exons. NCBI's taxonomy places the organism in Eukaryota, Viridiplantae, Streptophyta, Magnoliopsida, Rosales, Rosaceae. The record is from RefSeq and is a predicted model, not a curated record. The coding region runs from base 1 to 1422 and encodes 473 amino acids.
AUGGCUACCAAAUCGAUCCAACAGCUGCUCAAUCUUCUCAACCCUCCUCCCUCCUCCUCCGUCAAGCCCGACACUCCGGCCACUACAACGACCACCGCAGCCGUCUCACGCCCUCUUCCUCCCCCUACGCCGCCCCCAAACUCCGACGCCACCAUCUUCAUCCCCAGCUACUCCAGCUGGUUCUCCUUCGACGACAUCUACCAAUCCGAGCUCCGAUCCCUACCGGAGUUCUUCAACUCCCGCACGCCGGCCAAGAACCCUAACCUCUACAAGUACUACCGCAACCACAUCAUCAACCACUACCGCUCCAACCCCGGCCGCCGCCUCACUUUCACCGACGUCCGCAAAACCCUAGUCGGCGACGUCGGCUCCAUUCACAGGGUCUUCAAUUUCCUCGAGACUUGGGGUUUGAUCAACUACGCUCCGUCGAUCAAGUCGCUGAAAUGGGAGGAGAAGGACGCCAAGUCCGCCGUCCACGGUGGCGCUCAGUCGCCGAAGCCCGGUGUAAAAGACGCUUCUGCCCCUACCAAGGAUAACAAGCGGAUAUGCAAUGGCUGCAAUUCUCUCUGCAGCAUUUCGUGCUUUGUUUCUGGGAAGUAUGAUAUGACUCUAUGUGCGAGAUGUUAUGUUCGAGGGAACUACAGGAUUGGUGUGAAUUCAUCGGAUUUCAGAAGGGUCGAGAUUAGUGAAGAGAGUGGGGAUGGUUGGACAGAUAAGGACACAUUGCAUUUGCUAGAAGGGCUUAUGCAUUACAGUGAUGAUUGGAAGAAGGUUGCACAGCACGUUGGUAGAAGCGAGAAGGAAUGUGUGGCGCACUUUUUGAAGCUUCCGUAUGCUGAUAAGCCGGUAGAUGAUUUGGAUUCAGAGAGGUUGGAUGGUGGUGGUGUGAGUCCGGUGAAGGAGGGGAAUGGGGAUGAUGAGGUUGGUUUGGAGAGUAAGAGGAUGCGUCUCACCCCUCUUGCGGAUGCCAGCAAUCCGAUUAUGGCUCAGACUGCGUUUUUGUCUGCUUUGGCGGGUGUCAAGGCUGCUGAAGCCGCUGCUCAUGCUGCUGUGACGACCCUUUCUGAGGCGGAUUAUGAAACAAGUAGGAUGAGUGUUGGACCUUUGGGUGGGAAUGGAGGUGGAGGUGGAGGUGAUGCUGCGUCGAAUGGAGACACUGAAGCCAAACUGAAUGCAAUGGGAGGUGCUUUUGUGGAUGCGAAUUCAGAGCUGGAGAAGGAAGGGCUGGGUGUGGAGAGAGCGAUUACUGGGAUUACAGAGGUGCAGAUGAAAGAGAUUCAAGAUAGGAUUGUUCGCUUUGAGGAGUUAGAUUUGCAGUUAGAGAAAGAAAAACAACAACUGGAGCAGAUGAAGUCGAUGCUGUUUGUGGAUCAGCUAACACUUUUGUCUCAUAAAAGAUCUGCACCUAAAACCAAAAGCUAGAAUAGGGAUGCAGUAGUAGAAUGCAAAAACGGAUGGACUUUUCGUUGUUAAGUGUAUGUUCUUCUCAGAAGACACGUGUUAGUAUUAUUAGCAGUGUACUAAGAACUCGUCGUAUUCAAGGAGAGAUAACUUGGAUUCUCAUCACUGAUUUUCUGCUCCAUAUGUCUGCGUUGCUUGUGGAUACCUGACUGCAAGUAGGCUACACUAUUCAUGCCUGAAAUUUAUUUUGAGCAGAUAUGCUGUUUCUAUGUAGUGUUUCAUUUCCUGUUAUGUGUGAAUUACGUUCUUGUGCACAUCUUUGAGCAGCCGUACUUUCAUCAAUGGAAAUUUACAAGUUACUGGUAUAUGAGUUUUGGCCUUAACUGCUUAGGUUUCACAUAAUGCAUGAAAUUUUAUGUUACUCCUGUCCAGAGCCUGAAGUACUCUGCUUUACUAUGCCAGUCUACAAGUUGAAUUUAACACGAUAGUGUAAACUGGGCAACUUCAACACAUUCUUGAGCUUAAACUAUAAUUCAUAACAAGCACGUUCAUGCCAGAACCAGAAUUCUGUCACAGUAAGUUUUUUGCC